Messenger RNA from Danio aesculapii, 6016 nucleotides. It is a transcript of the gene zbtb16a, whose product is annotated as zinc finger and BTB domain containing 16a. Gene Ontology annotation, biological process: regulation of transcription by RNA polymerase II. The transcript is spliced from 7 exons. Gene Ontology annotation, molecular function: protein binding; RNA polymerase II cis-regulatory region sequence-specific DNA binding; DNA-binding transcription factor activity, RNA polymerase II-specific. Bases 197 to 2239 code for a protein of 680 amino acids. The record is from RefSeq and is a predicted model, not a curated record. NCBI's taxonomy places the organism in Eukaryota, Metazoa, Chordata, Actinopteri, Cypriniformes, Danionidae.
AGCAGAGAGGAGUUAGUGCGCGUGAGAGAGAGCGGGUACUGUGAACUGCGUUACUAUGCUACAGUCCUAAUAACCGCACGCUCGGAAGCCAAACGCGCAACACAGAUUGACCUUAUCUUGUUUACAAAGAUAACUGAACAGACUGCUACGUGGAAAGAAAUACUCAUGAGUUGGCCGUGUGGAUUUCAGAGACGUUAUGGAUUUGACUAAAAUGGGUAUGAUCCAGCUCCAGAACCCCAAUCACCCCAAUGCCCUGCUGCACAAAGCUAAUCAGAUGCGCCUGGCUGGCACGCUGUGCGACGUGGUCAUCAUGGUGGACAGCCAGGAGUUCCACGCUCACCGCACCGUGCUGGCCUGCACCAGUAAGAUGUUCGAAAUCCUCUUUCACAGGAACAGCCAACAUUACACUCUUGACUUUCUCUCACCAAAGACCUUCCAGCAGAUUCUGGAGUAUGCCUACACUGCCACGCUCCAAGCUAAAGUGGAGGAUCUGGAUGACCUGCUGUAUGCAGCAGAGAUCUUAGAAAUAGAGUACUUGGAGGAGCAAUGCCUGAAGAUACUGGAGACCAUCCAGUCCUCGGAUGAAAAUGACACUGAGGUCAACAUGAACGAUGGUGGCACAGAAGAUGACGAGGAGCGUAAGGGACGGCACGGAAGGAACCUGGUCGGUUCGAAAAAGCAUUCCACUGAAGAGAGCGGCUAUGUGUCAGCUGCCCAGCAAGCACUUGCGCUGCCAGGUAUGGUGGAUCAGAGUCCCUCAGUCUCCACUUCCUUCGGCCUCUCCACCAUGAGCCCAACCAAAGCAGCCGUGGACAGCCUAAUGAGCAUCGGUCAGUCCCUCCUGCAGAGCACCAUGCACCCUGGCGUGGGUGCUGAACAGCCCUUGCAUGGCAACUCGCACCCCAUGAUGGGAGAAAUCAAAACGGAGAUGAUGCAAGUAGAUGAGAGCGGAGAACAUGAGAGCCCUAAAGCCAUGGAGUCCAUCGCCUCAAGCAAUGGCGAGCGCAGUGGAGAGCCAGACAAGAAUCGUGAUGGGCCUGGUACCCCUACCAGGAGCAGCGUGAUCACCAGUGCCCGCGAGCUGCACUACGUCAGGGAGGAAGGUCUGGGUGAUCAGCAGGCCGAGGUCAGCCAAAUGGGGCUGGAGGCCAUGGCGGGAAUGACCGAAAAACAUUUGGCGUCACUCUACGGCAUUCCUUCUAAUCACAAGAAUGAAGCGAUGCUCUCGAUGCCUGCCUCCAUGGCCUCAUCCUUGCACAUGUCCCCAGCCCUGGCCAUGUCAAUGGACUUCAGUGCCUAUGGGGGCUUGCUGCCUCAGAGCUUCAUCCAGAGGGAGUUCUUCAGCAAGCUCGGCGAGUUAGCUGCAGGGAUGAAGCCUGACGGCCGGAGCCUGAACGAGCGCUGCAAUGUGUGUGGAGCCGAACUGCCUGACAAUGAGGCCAUAGAGCAACACAGCUCCCAGGCGUUGGGUGCUGAUCACUUCCAGGCCUGCACUGGUGGCUGCCGAGUGGUCCUGGAGAGGCUCUGGCUGAGCCCAUUAGCUGCACCUGGAGAGGGGAAUCGUGGGGGAAAACACGCAGCAAACCCCAUGGAUCAUGGAAACGACAUAUACGACUCGUGCCGUGUGCAGACGCGGCCUCACCCAGUCAUUGGUUCUCACAGCUUGGCAGGAUCAGAUAUGGCCAUCUUCUGUUUGCUGUGCGGGAAGCGCUUCCAGACGCAGACGGCUCUACAGCAGCACAUGGAGGUUCACGCAGGCGUGCGCAGCUACAUCUGCAGCGAGUGCAACCGCACAUUUCCCAGCCACACCGCACUCAAGCGCCAUCUCCGUUCGCAUACAGGUGACCAUCCGUUCGAGUGCGAGUUCUGCGGCAGCUGCUUCAGAGACGAGAGCACACUGAAGGGACACAAGCGCAUCCACACCGGAGAGAAGCCCUAUGAAUGUAACGGCUGCGGCAAGAAGUUCAGCCUCAAACACCAGCUAGAGACCCACUACCGUGUUCAUACAGGUGAGAAGCCGUUUGAGUGCAAGCUCUGCCACCAGCGCUCCAGGGACUACUCGGCCAUGAUCAAACACCUGCGCACCCACAACGGAGCCUCACCGUACCAGUGCACCAUCUGCCUGGAGUACUGCCCCAGCCUCUCCGCCAUGCAGAAGCACAUGAAGGGCCACAAGCCUGAAGACAUCCCACCCGACUGGAGGAUAGAGAAGACUUACCUCUACCUCUGCUACGUCUGAAGCGGCAGGCGGGCGAGCCAGCCAGGGGGAGGGACGGGAGUGGGAGGGCCAAGGGGUAAAAGCGCCUGGAAACACAGUCAGGAAAUGGAUGGAUUUAUCAGAAGGAGGCAAGGUGGAGCGCGAACGGACAGGAACUAACAAAAAAAAAGCAGAAAUCUUACCCGUCAGUAUCGCAAAAACUGCAUCACGUUAUAAUCAUUUUUGUCUGAAUCAUAUGGGAAGCUCACUGUCUACACAACGGCUUACAUCCCAGAUGUUAGACAUCAUUCAAACAACACACACUUCAUUGAUUCCUCCUUUUAGUAAGGACGCCCUCUUCUGGUUCACGAUAGAGAUGCAGUGUUUGUUUAUCUCUGACUGAUCGGCCUGAUCGCAGCACUUAGAUCCGUCAGGUACUUCACAGCAAAUGUGAACCGUCAAGCAAACUGGGACUAAAGUGAAUGAAAAAAAACAGUCUGCGUGUAGAUCCCUCCCAUAUGAUUCACUUUCAUUAAGGGCUUAUUGGUUUAACCAGCAUACAAAUCAGCUAAGCUCUCAGUACUCAUGUCAUUUUUCACUUUUCUUAUUUUCGUUAAGCUCUCAAUUUAAUAGCGCGCAUUACAAGCUAACUUCACGACGACAGUUUUUGUUGGAUAACACGCACACUGUAUCAGUUAUCUCCUCCUUUGCUUCGAAAAUCAGUUAACCGUCUGAAACGAGUAACUUGGCAAUACAUCCAGAACAUCCAUUACACACUAGACAUCUAAUUAACUGUUUAUGCUGUUGUUAUAGAGACCAAAAUGAUGACUGAAGCUGCUUUUGUUGGGUGGCUUGUAGACUGAGUGCCACUGUGACGUACAUAUCCGUGUGUUCAUGAGGCUCGGCCUGUCCAGCCGGGGACGCUGGGAUUGAAAGAACAGAGCAGAUCCACUCUUUCGGUUUGGUUCCUUUUGCUUUGUCCGUGUUUCCUAUUAUACCUUGAUUUACUUCAGCACAUCGUACUUGAAUUACCUCGUUUCUUGUUUUUGUUUUUUUUGUGACCUCAUGUGCUAGUGUUUUAAUUUUUCCUUUGUAUAUUUGAUUGUUUGCCGUGCGUAUGUCUUUGGAGAAGUGACGUGUGCUUUUAAGUACUUAAGAAAUUAAGUGCCAUGGUGAAGAGAGAUUAUUUGUCUUGUUUUUGUUUUAUUUUUGUUUCUUUCUUUGCAUUAAUCUUACCAAAUUUGGUAUUAUUGUUUAUACUAACCCUGCUUGUUAAAGAGCUGGUGGGUUUGGUCAUUUUUUUAAGCUACCUCUAAGUUUUGUUGUGUUUCGUUUGCAAAAGCACAUUGUGUUUAGCAUUAUUGCAACUUCAUCUCACGCUUUCAAGUGUUGUAUAUGGGAAGCGAUGAACAUGAAAGGGUAAGAUUUGCUUAUAGGAAAGGUGGGUUAAAAAAUAAUAAUCAUAACUUUCCCUGUCAGUCCCCCCACCUCUGUAAAUGUUACCUUAAGAUCAGAUAAGAGAUUUCUGAAGCCUUAAGUUCGGGGUUGGAGUUGAUCUGGGAGGUGCGUAUGGAACAAGUGAAGUCUGAAAAAUAAAAGAAUAAAAAACAACAACGUUAAACUUGAAAAUAUGUGAAUAGAAUUGUAGUUUUGUAAUGUGAAAAAAGAGGUUCGCCUAGCGCGAGCCAACGAGAACAGGUCAUAUGCAGCAGUGCAUUGUGCGUUGGACAAUUGGGACUGCAAGUGGUAAUCAAAGAGGAAAGGAAGAUAAAAAAAAAAUGAAAAUAAAAUCCUGUCAGUUGACAUGUUUCUUUGUAUGAGUGUAGUCCUGAGCAAGAGCCAACAGAGGCCAUUUGAUAUAUAAAAUUGUGAUAUUUUUGUAUUAAGUGUCAGUCCCUUUUUCCAUUUGUUGAGGUUGCAGCGGGGCAAAACUUUGUAGUUCAUUUUUUAUAUCAUUAUUCUCUCGUUUGAAUCGUUUGCCUUGCUCUUCUUCGGUAAUAAUGUUGGACAGUGCGUGAUCCUAUAGUGGUAAAUGUUGCUUUCUGGAUGUCAAUACAUUGCAGGUGAAGGACUAAAUCAGCCACAUUCUCCUUUGUGAAAAUAACAAAUGAAAAAAAAAAAAGAUGUGAUGCCAAUGAUCGAUUCCAUUGCACACGAGAUCUCAAACAAAACAAUCAUCGUUGCCAACGUUUUGUUUUUUUCUUUACUUGAAGUGACUAAAAGAAGGGAUGGGAGGACGCGUCAAAGGAAAUGUAAUUGUCGUGUGUCUUGCCGUUGUUUUCUGGAAAACACUGUGAGUUUUUGGGCAUCCUUUGCCUCCUGUGAGAAUUGAAAAACUAGUAGCUCCAUGAAAAAAGGCAGAAAUAUUAUAUAUUUUGUUCUGUAAAUGGAUAAUGUCGACUGAUGUUAAAUGGGUAAAACAGAGUUUUGCAAUAUGUGGCAACAAUACGAGAUAUUAAGUCACAUGCUAGUGUAACUUUGAUUUUGUACUUUGCUUUGAGAGUGUGUGUGAGAUCAGAUGAGUGCGUGUGUGUGUGUGUGUGCACAUUAGUGUCAAAUGCACUAAUUUGAAAGUCGUUCUAUGCCACUUUUUCUCUCACCGUGAUUAAAAAAUAUUGGCAUUGAUAUAGUUCUUCCCUCAAUGUUCUUCUGAUGUUUCUGUAAUAUCUUUGUGCCUAAAUGAAAUUGUUCAACAAAUUGUCCAAAUAUAUCUGCUUAGUUUCUGUAUUUUCAAGAAAAUUAUUGGUGUCUUCAGGGCUCCAGGGGUGCCAUGAUGAUCUCGAGUCAACUUAUUUUGUUUUGAGUAAUAAAUGUUUGAUCCAUUUUUAGUGGCUCCACUGGCCAGCGAUCAAAUGCAGCAGUAUUGUAGUGUUUUAUACACGCUUUGAAAAGACAAGCCAAACAUUCCUUGGAUCGGAAUAUGUGCGUUUUUCACAAUGAAUUGUAAUCCUGCUUUGAGGGGAAAAACUUAAUGUUUGAGAAUCAAACUUGCUUUCGUUUCCUUUUUUUCCUCCUUUACCUUCAGCAACAGGUUUGCUGAGUAAACCAUUCAACAACGUCCCUUUAACAUUCGGAUUGUUGAUGCAUUUGUUGUUUAAAGUACUUAUGUUAAAGAAAGCUGUCAUCAUUGCAUCCCUGGAGUGGCUCACUGUGUUCCAGUGUGGUGUUUAGAAAGAGUAGCCAUUUCAUGCUGUGUUGCCAUGCAUGUGCCAUUGAGGCCAAAACUAAACUGUUUCAGUAACAAAGCACCAAGACGUUGUCUUUUUUUUAUAUAUAUUAGCACUGAGGACCAAUUGCCCUGUCGGACCAAGCAUAACAAAGCUUUUUAUGUAAUAAAGCGGUUUCUCGUCCCCCUUUCUCUUUCUGUACUGUAUCCUCGUCUCCUUUCCUUGGCUUGUCUGUACUUUCCCCUCUUGUGACAGCACAAGUGCCAGUCCUGUUGCUCUUUAAGAAUAUAGUGUUUUGUUUUUGGGGUUUUUAUUUUUGUUUGUUCUAUUAUUAUUAUUUUAAUUGUUGUAGUUACGUCUACCUCAGCACCUAAUCUUAGCCUAAUCUUAGAAGGUGCCCAAUUUUUUUUUCUGUUUUGUUUGUUGUCAAUUGUAUAAAAAACGUUAAUUUGCAUUAGAGCUUUGCAACGGUCCUUUGUCUUUUCCAGCAACAUGCUAUUUUUUGUAGCACCACUUUCUGGAUGUCGUGCUACAGAUAUUGGCAUCAGUUUCCUGAUGUAGUCUUUCUUUUGGUGUAGGAUCAGACACAUCUCUUUGUAACAUUUCAGUGUUCUCUGAUGGAGUGUGAAAAAAAAUAAAGAAUUUAAAGAGA